UGCGUGGGGAUUCCUAGGAUUACCCAGUGUACCCCGCGGGUAAAGAUGGCGAUAGAUGAAGAGGGUAGGAGAUCAACUUUGGCCGGGAACAACUAUACCUGAAUUUCGGUUUUAUAGAGAAUAAACCGUUAGUUAUCGGUUGUGUAAUUGCUUAAUGGUUAGGCACUUAUAUCAGUGUCAUUCUUGAGUCUAGUCUACGCAACGUGAUCGAAUAAUUACAGCGCAUGAGCUUCCUUCCUACCAAACUGCAGACAGCGUCCGUCCUAAGAAGAGCGGAUAAAGUUUAUUACGGAUCUGACUCAGCCCUCUGACACUGAUUUUUUAAAUUGUAUUAUUUGGGGUAACUAUAACAGCAGACAUUAAACAGAUUUCAGGAGCGCUCCCAAGGUUGCGCCAGGCUCGAGUGAUUCCAGUGAUUUCCGCUGAUUGCACAUUUCUCAGCACCGCUGCAUGCCCAGUGACUCACUAGGGCUGGAACAGCCACAUCAGCAUUGUACUGACCUCUGGAUCCAUUGCAUUAAAGCAGAGGUUAUCGGUAGCCCAGAGGUUCACAUGCCAAGAAAGCGAGGAGGAGGAGGGGCAGGAAGAGGAGCAAGAGGGGACACACCCAGGGCGAUCAGUCUGGAACACGUAGCAUACGCUCUUAAAGAAUGCCUGUGACUUAAGAACCUGUGGAUGAGGACGUCGCUGGAGUACCUCAGAAUUUGGGAAUAACCGACCGGACAGACGCUGAGCACCAAGGAUGACGAGCGCUACCCCGGCCAGGAAGCCGUACCGCAAGGCUCCGCCUCAGCACCGCGAGUCGCGCAACAACUUGCCCUCGUUCCUAGAGGACCUUAGUGGGAGCACGCCGCCUGCGCUUGCCAACACCGCUGGCCCCAACCCUCCUGACCCCUGCCAGGACUCCUUAUCAGAUGCAGACAGGAUCAAGAUCCUGCAGCAGCAGAAUGAAGAGCUUCGCCGGCGGCUCUCCCACACCACCCACAAGAUGGAGGCCAUGGAGACAGAGUUUGAGACCAGCCGCCACUACAUGCAGGGGGAGAUGGGUCGCACGCGCGACGACCUGGAGAAGAUGAGAGACAAGUUCCGCAGACUGCAGAACAGCUACACCGCCUCCCAGAGGGCCAACCAGGACCUGGAGGAGAAGCUUCAUUCCCUGCUCCGUAAGGUGGAGAGAGACAAGAAGACCACGGACCAGGAGAUAGUGGAGCUCACCAACAAACUCCUGGACGCCAAGAACACCAUCGACAAGCUGGAGGAGUUGAACGAGCGCUAUCGGCAAGAUUGCAAUUUGGCCGUGCAGCUUUUGAAGUGCAAUAAGUCUCAUUUCAGGAACCACAAGUUUGCAGAUCUGCCCUAUGAGCUGCAGGACAUGGUGAACAAGCACAUGAAGGCCAGUCUGCCGGAUAAGAGUUCCCAGGGGGCCCAGGGCCAGGACUCCGACACCAUGAGCCUGACGCCUGCCGACGUGGUGCCCACCUCCGUCAUUGCCCGUGUACUGGAGAAGCCUGAGCCUCUGGUGCUCAACUCUGCCCAGUCCAGCAGCAGCGCAGGCCGACCCCAGGCAGAGGACGUGUUUGUGCAUGUGGACAUGACUGGGCCCCAGGCCGAGGCAGGAAGAGGGGGUCGAGAGAAUGGGGGUCCCCGCCACAGCAGCAGAGUCCCAGCCCAAAGCAACCAGGCACAAGAGCUCCUCCAGCAGAACGGAAUGUGUCGAAGCCAGAGCAGCCUGUCAGCAGACGGCCAGCCAGGAGAGGAGGGUGGUGGGGCCUUUGAGAAGCUCAACCCCUACCCAGCCCCCCCUCCGCCCCAUCCCCUCUACCCCGGCCGCAAGGUGAUCGAGUUCUCCUCGGACGACAAGGUGAAGAUCCCCAAGAACAGCCCCCUGCCCAACUGCACCUACGCAACGCGCCAGGCCAUCUCCCUCAGCCUGGUGCAAAAUGACGAGGAGAACGAGCGCCAGCGCACUGUGCCCAACAGCCCCGCUGUGUCGGACGGGGGCUGGCGCUCUGGGGCUUCCUCCUCCUCAGGGGGAGGGGGGCAGCGUGACCCCUGUCGCACACCUACUCAGCUGGACACAGCAGACCCCAUUUCCAGUCAGUCCAGCCCCUUCAGCAGCCCCCCUCAGCCCCCUAGCGCCUUCGCCAGCUCAGGCAGCUCUGAGGAGGACCUGCUGGCCAACUGGCAGCGCAUGUUUGUGGAGAAGAUGGCACCAUCCUCUGAGGGCACCCUGGUCAACCGCACCUCUUUCAGCAGCGAGACAGUCAAGGACCUGGAGAGGACCCGGACCUGCAAGCCAGGGGGCGGGGGAUCCCACAGGGGGGCACUACGGGGAGCCUACUCGGACGGGGAGGAGGGGUCCUCCACUCGCAGCUGGACAGCUAGCCGAGAGUCCAGCCUGGACACUGACACCAGCAGCAUGGCUGACCUCCGCAACAGGAGGGGACAUUACGGAGCAGACUUCUCCACAGAGGAGAGCGAGCAGCUGCUGAUGGCCCUGGACAACGACCAAGACGACACCAGUGGCGACACCGUGUCAAUGGCCAUCACUGUGGAGACCAGCCUGGCGGAGGCCAAGAGGAAUGAGUUUGUGGAGGAGACGGGGUCUGUAGGCAGCUCUGCAGAGGAGAGAGACAUCCUGCCCCAGGACUUCCCUGUCAUAGUACCCAGGGUCCUGGCCGGGCUAGAGGACUACACAGAGAACACCCCUCCCCUCACGUCCAACUCCUCCACUUCCGGCCGACCCCUGAAGAGCCCAAAGAGGAUGGGAGUCCACCACUUGCACCGCAAAGACAGCCUGACUCGGGCACAGGAGCAUGGUAACCUGCUGGACUGAGACCUAGGGGACUUUUUCUCUCACUUCAUAUGUCGUCUGACAGACUAACUCUUCUCUGCGGGCUCUCUAUCUUACCAGCAAGGAAGGAUGAUUUGAGUCGACCAACAUACCUACGUGUUGGUCCUACCUUUGUCCGCGCUGCUGUCUCUCAUGAGUUUAGUCAGGAAAUAUGCACAUUCUCUAAUAACUACAUUCAAUAACUGAUUCUUUGGAGAUCUGUGCAAUGCCUGCCUGCCAGUUGAAUGGCAAAGUUCAUAGCGUUUCUUCUCUUGCCACUGUGAGCUGCAAACCUCUCCAGUAGCAGAACAAAGGGUCCUACAGGAGGUUCGUUUUUUUCUGUCUCUCAAACACUCCGAACUGUUGCCGGAGGAGAAGGGCGACUCCAGGAUAUAGCCAUACCGUGUCAUUUCCUGUGUGUAAACAUCCAGCCAGUGUGUUUUCAUGGAACAGCCGAGAUGGAGCUACGAUUCAGCUCAUCAUUUGAGAUGAUCGUUGAUAUGCAGGACUGGAAAACAGACAAUGUGGAUGGAGUCGUUGCCUUCUCCCUCCUGUGUUCUCUUUUGCUCUGAAUUUGUGUUCCCCCUCCCUAGAGAAAUGUUACGUCAUGCAGGCAUCUGAUGACAUGUGAACUUUUUCCUCUAUCGAUGAAUGGGGGAGAGGUUGAGCACUUGCAAGUGCAUGCUGUUGUCUGGGGUGGAUUGUGGACUGGACCCCCACACAGACUCUGUGCCUAUCCCUCUCUGUCUGAGGGGGUUUGUAACCCCCCCCCCCCCCCCCCAAUGCCUAGAAAUGUUCUGUUCUGACCCCCCUCUGAAUUUCCUGCAGUGUGCACUGGUUUGUUGAGCACCCACUCUUAAGGGCUCUCUUCUCUGAAAUUGGUCCACCACACAACAACUAGGAAGGUCACCCUUGAUUCCAGAAAUUCUAGGUCUCACUCUAAAGUUUAUUUUCUAGAUAACAAAAAUACAGUAUUCAUAUAUUUUUAUUAUUUGAUUUUGUUCACUUUUAUUAUUUCUUCAAUCACUACUUCAAAUAAUUUACAUUUUGGCCUUUUUUAUUUUUAAGCGACCAUUUUAUGCCAGAGGUGUUAACUCAACUAUUUAUAGAGAUAUUAUGACAAUGAUGAUCUAGAACAGUCAAUGUAUUUGUGUUCUCUGAGCUAGGGUAACCUACUAGUGGUGUAACGGUACACGUAUUUGUACUGAACCGGUUUGUACGGGGACCUGGGUUCGAUCCGCACUGUGUACCCAAAUGGAUACAUACAUUAAAAAAAUUAAAUAAAUAUAUAUCUCAAAGUUGCAAUCAAAAUUCUUAUCUUAAUUUGUGCAUUUCAAACCGUCCUUUUGCGAGGCGCAGCCGGGAACUAGUUCUGUAUGGCGAGUGGUGUGGUCGAUAAACCAGGAGGAUUCUCCAUCGUUUAAAUCUCCAGUUUUGGAAAAUGUUUGCUUCCUAGUAGAUUACAACAGCGAUGGAGAGGGAGAGUAUGUCGCCGCUGCACAACGAGAAGAGCCUAUGCAGCUGCCAACAUCUCAAACAUGUUGACACAUUUAGGCCAACAUCACCCCAGUAUUCCUACCACUGGAGCAAGACAGAAACGCCAAAAAAAGAACAACUUCGUCUCUCCUCUACAUUCAAGGAACCCUUCACAGCUGAUUCUGACCGGCCACAGAAACUACAAGAGCGAUGGGUAUGUUUAUAGCCGCGGAUAUGCGCCCAUUUUCAUUGGUUGAGAAAAUUAGGGGUUUCAGCACCUGGUGAAAUUGCUCGAGCAACAUUACGAUCUUCGCCCUCUCGUACCCAUUUCAGCCAACGGGUAGUUAGUACCCGCUCUAUAUAUAAGCAAGCUAAAAACCGAAGUUGUCAAUGAAUUGGCCAAUCCCACCCUGUGUUGCGCUUACUAAAGAUUGAUGGGCCUCCAGGGCGACAGAGCGCUACUUAUUAAGUGACAGCCCAUCACAUUACCCUGGAGUGGCAAAUGACAAGUAGCGUGCUACAGACAGGCCCCCUUUAUGAGAGUCACACAAGUGUUUGUUUUUCUCCUUGUAAGAAAACCUUAUAGCAUAGGCCUAUACAAUGUCUGAGCCAUGUUUACAUAUUGAUUUUACAUGCAUAUUGCACUUUAUUUUAGUGUUGAUGAGUAAUCGUGUGUUUUCAUUUAAGAAAAUACAAAGUGAUAUUCCUGGUUGUGCUCUCAUCAGGUAUUAUGAUACAUGAUCAUAUAUGGAAUCAGGAAUAACAGCACUUUGUAUUUUCUUAAAUAAACAACAAUUGAUUUCAUUUCCCCACUGUAAAACCGAACCAUGACCCCCAAAUGGCAAUACGUACCAAACCUUGGGUUUGGUGAACCGUUACACCCCUAUAACCUGAAGCUCUGUGUUCAGAGGGCAACUCAUGUCGUUGUUGUGUGUAAAUAUUAUUUCCAGAACUAGAUACGGAGAUAUAACAUUGGCUCUAUAAUUGAAGAUCAUUUCACUUUUGUUCUGUCAUUGGAUUUUUGUCAUCACUGUAUUUUCAUUUCAAGAAACAAACAGGCCGGUAGUACUAUUGGUAACUCUACUGUAUAUGGGGUAUUACAAUGGAAGACUCAUCUGGCAUGAAAGAUGGAGUCAGUAUUUUUCGGGAAGAACCAAGCCAUCCAUCUCCAGGCAUUGUUUGUGGAUGUGUUUUUCAAGUAUUCAUUGGGUUCUGGGUGAAAGUAAUCCUCCUUGAAGAUGCCUUCAAUUCUCAUUGUGUACCACUUCUGUGGGUAAUGUAUUUGUAUCUCAUACAGUACAUGUGUCCAGACCAUCUUAAGUGACCAGGGAUAAUGAAAGGCAAAAGGUCUGUGUGGUAUGACAGCUGGUUGAUGAUGAGAUUUGGGGUAAUUGUAGCGUUGACAAUAUCCUAACCAGGAAAGCAUUUUGAUUUGGUGUAUUACUCCGUCUCCAUUGUGGGGCGUUCACCGAGGAUGUCAUACAUAUCUGAUAAAUGGCUUGCAGUAUGUAACAUUUAUUUUCACUGUAGUUACUUUUUCAUCCACAUGCCUUUUAUAUGGAUCGGGAAUAUUUAUUAAUUAAUCAAGAGAUUAUUAUUUUUAUGAUUUUAUGAAUUGAUUUUGUGUACUUUUUUUCUUUUCAUUUGGUCCAUUAUAUUCAAUUGACUAAGUGUUCUGCAUUCAGCAAUGUUGAUUUUGUGUUCAUUUUAAUUCCAUUUGUUCAGCAUCAGACACUCAACUAUGUAGCUUUAGUACAUAAGGAUGAUUUACUGAUGGGGGGGGUGAUUUAUUUUUGUUGCCCUUUCUAACAGCUCUUUGUGUGGUUAUGAAGUCUACGAUACAGUCCUGCUGUUUUAUUGGUCCAAGAUUGACCGCCCACAGUGGGAGCUCUGCAGUUGCAUUCGUUAUAAGGCAGUAAUCCAGGAUACAGUUGCACGCCUGGUGCGGUGUUUCUCAACCCUCAGACAUGCUCGUGUCCACAUGGUGUCAGACUCUAAUCCGUCUGGUAUUAUAUGUUCAUGCCACCCUCUAUGGGCUGAUGACGGUGUAAUAUCAUUUCAAGUCCAUUGGCAGGCAGUGCAUGCAAGAACACAGAAACCACCUGGAGAAAAAUAUAUAUAUUCCUCCUUGAUGUCUCUUGAGCCUGCCCUGUACCUGGUAGAUGUGGGUUUCAGUCCCCCCUAAAAUCUCUGUUCAUAGACCAAGAAGUACAAGACAUAUCAAGGAAAUGGAAACAUUGUUCUGUUUAGUACUGUGCCGCUGCCGGUCACUGGGGUCAUAUUUGAGAGCUGUAUUCCCUCCUGAGUGAGAUGAGUCCCCAUAUCCCGGUAUAAAAGGCUCUCCACAUACUGUAUCCAAUGUGUUGGAAGCUUUCACUCCUGAUCCCUGAAUAAUUCAACUCCAUUGUGUUGUGUGACGGGACGUGGGACUGAGGGCUCAGAAAUCCACCUCACUUCACCUAUUUACAGCCUUUAAACAUUUUUAUUUUUAUUUUAGCUAUUUUAUUUUUGCUUAGUCUGCUUAUUGGUCUUUCCAUGAUGUCUAGAUGUGCUGUUAAUAGCCCGUAAUUAAUAGUUGUAACAACCCUUGGCUAAAUUAUUCAUGUUUUAUUACACUCAGAAAUAGGUCUCUAAUACUUCAAAAAGAGAAAGGAGGAAUGGUAGUCUGUCAUGGUCUUGAAACUGGAAAUGUACAUUUUUAAUAUUUAAUGGGCUCAUCAGAUGUGCUGUAGACAAGGUUUUGUGCAAAUACAAAAAUCAAAAUGGGGGGAGUAAAAGAGGAUAAAAUGUGCGGGGCUCUAAUUUACUCGGCAUUAUAAAUAGGCCUUUACAUCUGGUCUCCUGCAACUUUAAUGACUCCUCUUUCAAGAAUAUAAUUGAACACAUCUCUGCCCGACACAUCGCUUCUUUGAUCCAAGGUCACCUUCCCAGGAUGCUCCAGUCAUGUGGAGCUUUAUAAAAUUUAGUCUGAAAUGUUGAAAAAUGUCCGCUUCGUCGCUCUGAUGCGGUGUAAUAAACACACUGAUAAUCCCUCUGUGACGGUGACCGUUAACCGGUAGCUCACAGUUAAUUUGAAGGUGUAGGUCUUAGUCAGAGCAUGACUUAAACAGCCAGUCACAGUUGUCUCCAAUACAAUAUUUACACAGUGCCAAGGGUUUAUUGGAAAUAUUGAUAUUUGACUAACUGGAGCGUGAAGUAUUACAUUAUGCAAUUAGAAAACCCCGGCUCUACAUAUGAAUACAGAAGCAGGAUUUUAUAGUGUAAUCAUACAUUCUGAGCUUGGAAGUUGCAUUUGUGCUCUCUCUCGCUCAGCAUUAAUUUCUGCCAGGUGACAAAGCCAGUCCCUGCCCAAGGGCGGUGUUAUUGCAAUGGGAUGGUUCAUGAAUACUAAUAAAGAUGCUGUCUUGUCACAUCAAUGUAUGCAUCCAUUGCUGUUUAUUAUUCACCACGUCUCCUUUUUAUGGUGUUCAGUUGUCAAAUGAUCCCUUUGACAUGAAUGAAAUACAUGUUAAAUACUCAUGCCUAAUUCAGGACUUUUAUUUGGCUGGAGGUUGCCAUUUAAAAUAUACGGUGUGAUUGUGCUUAUUGGGGAACAAUACUGUUAUACCUAUCAUUUGAUUCUAGCGGACACACUGCCGUCUGGUACCUGUCGGUCCCAAACCAAACCCUGUCUAGCAGUCUUGCAUGGAGUUAAGUGUCAAUCAGAUUAUUUUCUCAUACUAAGAAAAGUGUGCUCCGUUGAGUUCUUUGGUUGCAUAUUAUCGCUCUCCUGAUGCAGUGUCUGUUCAUUCAUAGCUUUGUAGAUUUCCUUUUGAUUUGUAUGUAAGUGUAUGCUUCCAUGGUCAUAUGUAUCAUGUGAUUUUUAUUUUUUUUCAAAAGAAAAUUACUUGGGACAGAAUUAUACAAAAGACUGUUAAAACUGAACUCAUUUUUCUCUGAAUUUAACUGAUGUAUAUUUUAAAACAAAUUAAAUAUUUUAAACUUAAUUUGUGGUCUGGUUAUGUAGCCAUCUUUAUGUUACCUCCAAUAUUUUUACUUGGUUUGUUCCUUUUAAGAGGUUAAAGAGCGACUGCCCUUGAAAAUAAAUCCGUCUUGUUUUGAAAACGGC
This is a messenger RNA of Oncorhynchus kisutch (coho salmon), 8417 nucleotides long. It is a transcript of the gene tjap1, whose product is annotated as tight junction associated protein 1 (peripheral). Lineage: Eukaryota; Metazoa; Chordata; Actinopteri; Salmoniformes; Salmonidae. The record is from RefSeq and is a predicted model, not a curated record. Gene Ontology annotation, cellular component: trans-Golgi network. The transcript has 11 exons. The coding region runs from base 743 to 2836 and encodes 697 amino acids. Gene Ontology annotation, biological process: Golgi organization.